AUGUACGGCGACCGUCAUCAUGUCGAUUUAACUAACCGAGAUGAUGGUAAGUGGUUACGCUUUGCGACCGAAGAAGUUGGAGAGCAAGACGACACGACCAGCAUCUCGAGUGACGACGCAUGGAUAUGGAAAGCAUCCAUGAGUCUAGCCAGAGCGUCGAACUUGACAACUCGGGGGGGGGCAGAGACUACUGUCAGUGCUACGGUUGCGUACGAAGCCUUUAUGGCUGAUAAGGAUCGGUCGGCAGACGUCGAUCCGAGGGACGAGGGCAAAGAUAACGAUAACCAGGACGUUGGUGAGAAUCACCAGGAUAUGAGUGACCAGGCGGAUGAUUGUCAUGAUGAUGACGAGUCAUCUCGGUUAAUUUUGGAUCGGAGGUGGAUCCAGCAGACGAAGCAGGGCCGAGAAGCCAAUGAUCAUACGGAAAACGGCUGGAGCCAGGACUCGCCCGACGGUGACAAAGCCGGUGCUUGGUCGAAACCGAUUGCCACGAAACGAUCCGUGCUUGAGAAGGUCGUUCUGCCAGAAGUCUUGCGAAAGCGAGUGGAACGAGACGACACCCCGUCAGAAGCUAAGAAGAACCAGCAUGGAGAUCAAAUGAAAGAACGUCGCACAAGCUUACGUCAAAGGACGCGCCGACCGGCUCGAUUUGAUGACUUUGUGCGACGAAAAUAUGGGGUCGUGCUGGUAGACCGAUUGAUGCCAAGAACAUCAAGCUAUGAGGUUUAA
This is a messenger RNA of Plasmopara halstedii, 729 nucleotides long. RefSeq lists its product as uncharacterized. The coding region runs from base 1 to 729 and encodes 242 amino acids. The transcript has 2 exons. The record is from RefSeq and is a predicted model, not a curated record. Lineage: Eukaryota; Oomycota; Peronosporomycetes; Peronosporales; Peronosporaceae.